GCAUGUGAACGCCAUAUGAUUCUCGUAGCGCUUCCUGAAUAGCGCUACAGAUGCGCGAGAAAACAUUACACACUUCCAUACCUUUUGUAACUAACUCGCUUCUUGUGUGUCAAAAUGAAAAUGCAGAUUCUAGCUUUGGCUUUUUUGUUUGUUGUCGGAGCAAUGGCGGGGAAGUACUCGAAAGAAAUGAAUGAACAAAAGGCAUCUGAUAAAAACAACAAUCAGGUGGAAUUCAGGAUUGCCAAAUUAAACCAGGUUUGGGAAAAGGCGACAAGAAUGCAGCUUGCACCGGUGCGACUCUCAGAACUGCACAGUGACUUAAAGAUCCAAGAGAAAGAUGAACUUCAGUGGAAAAAACUGAAAGCAGAAGGGCUGGACGAGGAUGGAGAGAGAGAAGCCAAGCUCAGACGCAAUUUUAAUAUUAUUUUAGCGAAGUAUGGAAUGGAUGGGAAAAAAGACACCCGGACACUAGACAGCAACAGACUGAAAGAUCACGAUGUUAAAGAGGGAGACACGUUUGAUGACCCAAGGCUGGACAAGCUGUGGAACAAGGCUAAGACUUCUGGAAAGUUCUCUGACGAGGAGCUCCAGACCUUGCAGAGAGAAUUCCAUCACCACAAAGAUAAAAUCAAUGAGUACAACAUUGUCAUGGACACUGUCAGCCGGACCGAAGAGAUCCAUAAGAACGUAAUCAGUCCUCUUGAGGGUGAUACGAAGGAACAUGUUCUCCAUCAGAAACACGCAGAUCUGAAGGAGAGGAUGAGGCACCUGAACCAAGGCUUUGAACGGCUCCGCAAGAUCACCCAUGAGGGUUAUAGUGCUGACAGUGAAUUUAAGGAGCCACGAGUCAUAGAACUUUGGGAGAUGGCAAAAAGAUCCAAUCUCAGUGAAGAUGAACUCGACUCUCUUAAAGAGGAACUUAGACACUUUGAAACAAAGGUGGAGAAGCACCAGCACUAUCAGGAACAGCUGGAACUGUCUCAUCAGAAACUGAAGCACGUGGAGGCCCUGGGGGACAAAGAUCACAUCAUGAGAAACAAAGAGAAAUACAACACGCUUGCUGAGAAAGCACGGGAAAUGGGAUACAAGAUGAAGAAACACUUGCAGGACUUGACGAAUAAGAUUUCCCGAAAUGGAUUGCAACACAAUGAACUCUGAAUGUCGUUUUUGUCAUGAUGACAGCAAUACUGUUGUUUGCAAAAUUGUUCAGUGGUCACACAUGCUGUAUUCCAAAAUGUUAUCCAACACAGGUGGUCCAGGGUUAUAAAGGUAAGGCAUAUUGUACAUGAAUUUAACAUUUCCAUUAGUAAGCCAGACUACAUCAUUUUUUUUAAAUGGUACUGAGCAGUGAUGAGUUCUGCUUUCGUUAGUUAUUUCCUGUUUUGCUAUUGUGCAGCAAAUGGCUACUAGCCGAAACGCAGGUGCAUGUUCAUGUACUACGAAUUUGGGCCAAAUUUGUUUGUGGCUCACUUAUUUAAUAAUAGUUGAUUUUCAACAAAUGCACAACGAAACGUGUAGCAUCCCACAAACGUGGGUGCAAAAGAAUUCAACAUUCCUCCACAACGUGAGCACGGAGAAUAACUUUACACAUGAAAAAAAGCUCUUUUUCAGCAUAAACAGUAAUUCUGUUUAUUUAAACUCCAAUCAUGAACAUCCUAACGGCAUAAUAGCUAUUUAUGAACAACUGUGCUACCCCUGUACUGGCGAGGUUUGUUCAGGAUAACAGUACAAUCUGACAGAUUCCGGAAAAUAGUGCUUUAGUGAAAAAGACUAAAAAGGCUGGAGUGUAAUUGAGAAAGCCCCCCCAAAAUUUUAAGCUGGGGGACUUCAAUAUCAGAAUUUAGCCAGUCAACUAUGAUAUUGACCGAAACUCUAAAUAGCAUUGAAUACAGAGCCCAUCACCAUGAUUGACAGUGUCGUCCCACGAUAGACUUUAAAUCAACAUCCUCGCUGUUUAAACAGUUUCAUCUGUUAGACCUUUGAGAUUUGUCAUAAAAAUUCUAAUAUAAACUGCACUAAUUCUUUCUUUUGUGAUUUAAAAUCCUUAUAUUAAAAAUGGUAAUCCAGCAUCGUAAUGAAUUAUGAAUGUGAUCUCCAUAAAUAAUAGGACUGAUUUUGUAUGAGUCCACAUUCUGCUCAUUUCAUGUUACGCUUUUUGUAAUAAAAACAACUUCCAAAGA
Puntigrus tetrazona (Sumatra barb) is the source of this 2180-nucleotide messenger RNA. RefSeq names its product low density lipoprotein receptor-related protein associated protein 1 (gene lrpap1). Gene Ontology annotation, molecular function: very-low-density lipoprotein particle receptor binding; receptor antagonist activity; low-density lipoprotein particle receptor binding. Lineage: Eukaryota; Metazoa; Chordata; Actinopteri; Cypriniformes; Cyprinidae. The record is from RefSeq and is a predicted model, not a curated record. The transcript is spliced from 8 exons. Gene Ontology annotation, biological process: negative regulation of very-low-density lipoprotein particle clearance; negative regulation of receptor internalization. Gene Ontology annotation, cellular component: cis-Golgi network; plasma membrane; endoplasmic reticulum. The coding region runs from base 115 to 1158 and encodes 347 amino acids.